ACAGUGAUAAGAAGGUUAAUGGGCCAGGGAGACUUUAUUAAAGGUGAUAGUCCCGUGUUAGCUAUUCAUACAAAAAGAAGCAGAGACACGGAGCAAGAUGGGAGUUUUGCAUCUGUUCCUAUGGAUAAUUGCUGCUUUGUCUGUGGCCCAUUCAUACAGAAGACCCAGGCGUAAUGAUGUGGAAAAGAAAAAACUUCCAAGAGACUGCAGUGAAAUCCCCCGAAACAAGGAAAGUGGAGUCUAUGUAAUUUAUCCUGAGGGAAUACAUCCGUUGGUUGUGAACUGUGAUAUGACUACGUACAGUGGCGGAUGGAUUGUCGUACAGCACAACAGCUUUAACUCUGAGAUUACCUGGGAUGAAUCCUGGACCACUUACAAGUAUGGCUUUGGGAAUGUAGAGAAAGACUAUUGGUUGGGAGUGGAAUAUCUCCACCAUAUUUCCAAACAGAAAGUGUAUCAGGUUCGUUUUGUCAUACACGAUAAUAACAACGAAGAGAAGUAUGCAGACUAUAAUCUGUUUAGUGUUGAGGAUGAGGCUCAUGGCUACACGCUUCGACUUGGCAGCUACAGGGGCACUGCUGGUGAUGCCAUGUCUUCCAUACAAGCAGGAACCACACAUGACAACAUGAAGUUCACUACCAAGGACAAAGAUCAUGACAUUUACAGUGCAAAUUGUGCCACCAGUUAUGGGGGUGCAUGGUGGUAUGCUGCCUGCUUUGCCUCCAAACUUAACAAUAAGAAUGCUAUUCACUGGACUGGGUUAUGUGCUGGGAACUGUAAGGCAUCUGCAAUAUUAAUACGCCCUGCUGACUACUGUAUCUAUCUGGACUGAUAACAACAAGGGGUUCAGGUGUUUUACUGGAAAAUUAUGGACCUCUACUGAAAUCUUGGUACUGCUAUCCUAUACUGGGGCUCAACUACCUGAUUCAAUUGUCAUGCUGCCAAAUAAACAGUUUUUAGGUAAAAGACAAAAUGGUAAAAAUAAAUAAAAAAAGGGAAAAACUGUCCAGUCGCCAACUUGCCUCUAAUGUUUCUGCAUAUAAAUUUUGAGGCCAGCGCACACAGCAAAUUGUGGUACGCACAAAUAAUUUUUUAACACAACAUUUUGCAUUUAUUUUAACCUGAGCACACAGUUUUUAAUAAUGUGCACACAAGUUUAAGAUGUGACAUCUCCUUUUGUGGUUUGAGCUGAAUGGGUUCUAACACUGUGGAAAAUUUUGUAAGCUCUUUUGGGCAGAGCUCUCUUCACCUCUUGUAUCGGUUAUAGAUUGCUUUAUAUGUUACUCUGUAUGUCCAAUGUAUGAAACCCACUUAUUGUACAGCACUUCGGAAUAUGUUGGCGCUUUAGAAAUAAAUGUUAAUAAAAA
Xenopus tropicalis (tropical clawed frog) is the source of this 1367-nucleotide messenger RNA. Its product is annotated as fibrinogen-like protein 1-like protein. Lineage: Eukaryota; Metazoa; Chordata; Amphibia; Anura; Pipidae. The transcript has 3 exons. The record is from RefSeq and is a predicted model, not a curated record. The coding region runs from base 98 to 832 and encodes 244 amino acids.